Racocetra persica is the source of this 230-nucleotide messenger RNA. The record is from the annotation of a GenBank genome assembly. NCBI's taxonomy places the organism in Eukaryota, Fungi, Glomeromycota, Glomeromycetes, Diversisporales, Gigasporaceae.
UUAAGAGAUUUUAUAUACCUAGCUCAAAUAUUUCCAUUGAUGAGAUGAUUGUACGCUUCUCCAGGCGAAGUGCCCACACAGUAAGGAUGAAAAACAAACCGACACCAGAAGGCUACAAAAUAAUCUCACUUUGUGAUCGUGGAUAUACAUGGGUAUUUUUGUUUACUUCGCGUGUUAAAAAAAAUAUAUCUUUAGAAUCUAUUCCCGGCCUUAGUAAUACAGGAAGCAUG